Blumeria graminis f. sp. triticale is the source of this 1287-nucleotide messenger RNA. NCBI's taxonomy places the organism in Eukaryota, Fungi, Ascomycota, Leotiomycetes, Helotiales, Erysiphaceae. The record is from the annotation of a GenBank genome assembly.
AUGAAGGCUCUCGCUCAGCUAUGCAGUAAGCGCAACCCGACAGAGAUCACAAGAAGUGACCUUGCCAUAGCCUCCAUGGCAUGGGGAUUCACCAUGGGCUUUGGAUUUCUGACGACGUGGACAGCAAUGAAGCAAACAGCCCUCGUACAUCGUAGAUACGGUGUCUCUCGUCUUAAUUCCCCAUACAUCUGGAUGAUCUGGCUCGAAAUUCUUGUCUGUCUCACUCUGAGCGUGAUAUGUUGGUUACAUUUGCCUCGCAUUUUUAUUUAUCACCGGUAUGAAAUGCACGCUUGUCCCUCGGAUAUUUUGAAACCAACUUCUAACCAGACUUUAGUGACCUGCUGGUCACUGCAGAUACACUUCUUACUUCAGAUAAUCAUCAACCGAGUAUCUAUCUUGCUAACCAGUCGUCGUAAAGCAAAUAUUCUUAAGUAUGGUGUUGCAGUUUUUAUCACGGCUGUCAAUAUCUCCAUGUACUGUACUUGGGUACCUGGUCGUCUCCAUCCAACUGAGCGAUGGAAAGCUAUCAAUAAUAUUUGGGACUACGUCGAAAAAGUCAUUUAUCUGAUCGUUGACGCUUGUCUCAACCUUUAUUUUAUGUAUAUAAUACAGGCCAACCUUGUCCGGAAAGGACUUGUUAAGUAUGAUCGUUUGUUGCGAUUCAAUCAAUGCAUUAUUGGAUUUUCUCUUUCUAUGGAUUGCCUCAUUAUCGGAACUAUGAGCUUGAAUAAUUCGCUGGUUUAUGUCCAAUUUCAUCCUCUGGCGUACAUGGUCAAGCUGAACAUUGAAAUGGCCAUGACGGAGUUGAUGACUAAAGUAGCAUGUAGCCCUAACCCUUCAGCCCGGGCACCUCAACCGUUAAAGGGCUUAGCCUUUAUUCAUAGUGAUCCAAAAAUGAAUUUUGAAGAAGCUAGCCCGACGGAUCGACAGAUGUACAACCAAUUUCACUCAACUCAAGAAAUUGUUUGGCGCGAGAAGGCCACAUUUUCUGAUUUUAUACUCGAUCAUUGCUCAGAAGUUGCACAUGAGCUCCACCCGGAAUGCAAAUUUCACUUGACACGCGAAGUCCAUAUUGAAACAGAACAGAGGAGGAGUUUGCAAGGGAAAUGUCGCAGCCUGCAAUCAGAUAAUGAUGGAACCGAACAAGUUAUGGCGGCUUUUGAACAGAAAUUACGAAAAUUAAGAGCCAAAGAGGCGGAAACCGAUUCAAUCAAAUCAUGUCGGAGGGGGUUGCCGAUAGAGGAGGAUUUAGGAAGUCAAACAAAGAUCUGGGGACCUGCAGGUUAG